Symphalangus syndactylus (siamang) is the source of this 6683-nucleotide messenger RNA. It is a transcript of the gene DCAF1, whose product is annotated as DDB1 and CUL4 associated factor 1. Gene Ontology annotation, cellular component: nucleus; Cul4-RING E3 ubiquitin ligase complex. NCBI's taxonomy places the organism in Eukaryota, Metazoa, Chordata, Mammalia, Primates, Hylobatidae. Gene Ontology annotation, molecular function: nuclear estrogen receptor binding; histone H2AT120 kinase activity. The record is from RefSeq and is a predicted model, not a curated record. Gene Ontology annotation, biological process: protein ubiquitination.
CGCGCGCGCGCGCGCGGUGCACGUAGCGCGCGAGUGACGCAUAAUAUGUGGGCCGCUGUGGAGCCGUGGUCGCGCUGUGUGUGUGAGUGGAGAGUGAGUGCGGGACCUGAGGCUGUGUGUGUGAACUGUGGCCACUGGCGGGGUCGGGGGGGGGGGGGCAGCGGCGGAGCCGCCUCGGACGGCAAAGCCAUGACUACAGUAGUGGUACAUGUGGACUCCAAAGCUGAGCUCACUACCCUGCUGGAGCAGUGGGAAAAGGAACAUGGCAGUGGGCAGGACAUGGUACCUAUCCUUACCAGGAUGUCUCAGUUGAUUGAAAAAGAAACUGAAGAGUAUCGUAAAGGGGAUCCAGACCCAUUUGAUGAUCGACAUCCUGGUCGAGCUGAUCCAGAGUGUAUGCUGGGCCACUUGCUGAGAAUACUCUUCAAGAAUGAUGAUUUCAUGAAUGCACUGGUGAAUGCAUACGUGAUGACAAGCCGAGAGCCCCCUUUAAACACUGCAGCUUGCAGACUCCUACUAGACAUCAUGCCAGGGCUGGAAACUGCUGUUGUCUUUCAAGAAAAGGAGGGAAUUGUCGAGAAUCUUUUCAAAUGGGCCCGAGAGGCCGAUCAACCAUUGAGGACAUAUUCUACUGGACUGUUAGGAGGUGCUAUGGAAAAUCAAGACAUUGCUGCCAACUAUAGAGAUGAAAAUUCACAGCUGGUGGCAAUAGUGCUUCGAAGGCUGAGGGAGCUACAGCUACAGGAAGUGGCUUUGCGGCAGGAAAACAAGCGUCCCAGUCCACGGAAGCUCUCUUCUGAACCCCUUUUGCCUCUGGAUGAGGAGGCUGUGGAUAUGGACUAUGGUGACAUGGCUGUAGAUGUAGUGGAUGGAGACCAAGAGGAAGCUUCUGGAGACAUGGAGAUCUCCUUUCAUCUUGAUUCAGGCCACAAGACCAGUAGCAGAGUGAACUCAACAACCAAACCUGAGGAUGGAGGAUUAAAGAAAAACAAGUCAGCAAAACAGGGUGACAGAGACAACUUUAGGAAAGCCAAGCAAAAGUUGGGUUUCUCAUCUUCUGAUCCAGAUCGCAUGUUUGUUGAGCUGUCUAAUAGCAGCUGGUCAGAAAUGUCUCCCUGGGUGAUUGGCACCAAUUAUACCCUUUAUCCUAUGACUCCUGCUAUCGAGCAGCGACUUAUUCUCCAAUAUUUGACUCCUCUAGGAGAAUAUCAGGAGCUACUUCCCAUAUUCAUGCAACUUGGAUCACGGGAGCUGAUGAUGUUCUAUAUUGACCUGAAGCAAACUAAUGAUGUCCUGCUUACAUUUGAGGCACUAAAGCACCUGGCAUCUCUCCUGCUCCAUAACAAAUUUGCCACAGAAUUUGUUGCGCAUGGUGGAGUACAGAAAUUACUGGAAAUACCUCGUCCUUCUAUGGCUGCAACUGGUGUGUCUAUGUGUUUGUAUUACCUAUCCUACAAUCAGGAUGCCAUGGAAAGAGUUUGCAUGCAUCCCCACAAUGUUCUGUCUGAUGUGGUGAACUAUACUCUGUGGUUAAUGGAGUGUUCUCAUGCUUCAGGAUGCUGCCAUGCUACCAUGUUUUUUUCAAUUUGCUUCUCAUUUCGGGCUGUCUUGGAGCUCUUUGACCGCUAUGAUGGUCUUCGUCGUCUGGUGAACUUGAUCAGUACUUUGGAGAUUCUAAAUUUGGAAGAUCAGGGUGCACUUCUGAGUGAUGAUGAAAUAUUUGCUAGCCGCCAAACUGGGAAACAUACCUGCAUGGCCUUGCGCAAAUACUUUGAGGCUCACCUGGCCAUUAAAUUGGAACAAGUGAAGCAGUCACUUCAGAGGACUGAGGGUGGCAUUCUUGUCCACCCGCAACCCCCGUACAAGGCAUGCUCAUAUACUCAUGAACAGAUUGUGGAAAUGAUGGAAUUUUUGAUAGAAUAUGGCCCAGCGCAGCUAUAUUGGGAACCAGCUGAAGUCUUCCUCAAACUUUCUUGUGUGCAACUCUUGUUGCAGCUUAUUUCUAUUGCCUGCAAUUGGAAGACCUAUUAUGCAAGGAAUGACACUGUGCGCUUUGCUUUGGAUGUCCUGGCCAUUCUUACUGUGGUGCCAAAAAUCCAGCUCCAGUUGGCAGAAUCAGUGGACGUGUUGGAUGAGGCUGGAUCUACAGUCUCUACUGUAGGUAUCAGCAUUAUUUUGGGAGUGGCUGAGGGUGAGUUCUUCAUCCAUGAUGCUGAAAUUCAGAAGUCAGCACUUCAGAUUAUCAUCAAUUGUGUGUGUGGCCCGGAUAACAGAAUAUCCAGUAUUGGUAAAUUUAUCUCUGGUACUCCUCGGAGAAAGCUGCCUCAGAACCCUAAAAGCAGUGAGCACACCCUGGCCAAGAUGUGGAAUGUGGUUCAGUCCAACAACGGCAUCAAGGUGCUCCUGUCCUUACUGUCCAUUAAGAUGCCCAUCACAGAUGCAGACCAAAUCCGGGCCCUGGCCUGCAAGGCCCUGGUGGGCCUGUCUCGCAGUAGCACUGUCCGGCAGAUCAUCAGUAAACUGCCCCUUUUCAGCAGCUGCCAGAUCCAGCAGCUGAUGAAGGAGCCUGUGCUGCAGGACAAGCGCAGUGACCAUGUCAAGUUCUGCAAGUAUGCUGCUGAACUCAUUGAACGGGUAUCAGGAAAACCACUUCUCAUUGGCACUGAUGUUUCCCUAGCACGACUGCAGAAAGCAGAUGUUGUUGCCCAGUCAAGGAUCUCCUUCCCUGAGAAAGAGCUGCUUUUGUUGAUACGAAACCAUCUUAUUUCUAAAGGGCUUGGAGAAACAGCAACCGUGCUGACAAAAGAGGCUGACCUGCCCAUGACUGCUGCCUCCCAUUCUUCUGCCUUUACCCCAGUCACUGCUGCUGCUUCUCCUGUCUCUCUACCCCGAACCCCUCGUAUCGCUAAUGGCAUUGCAACUCGACUGGGCAGCCAUGCUGCCGUGGGUGCCUCUGCCCCUUCUGCCCCCACUGCUCAUCCUCAGCCACGGCCCCCCCAGGGUCCACUAGCUCUGCCCGGCCCAUCUUAUGCAGGCAACUCCCCUUUGAUUGGUAGGAUCAGUUUUAUCAGAGAGAGGCCAUCACCCUGCAAUGGCAGGAAAAUCAGAGUGUUGCGGCAGAAGUCGGACCAUGGCGCCUACAGCCAAAGCCCAGCCAUAAAAAAGCAGCUGGACAGACAUCUUCCUUCCCCACCUACGCUGGACAGUAUAAUCACAGAGUAUCUUAGAGAACAACAUGCUCGCUGCAAGAAUCCAGUUGCCACCUGCCCACCUUUCUCCCUCUUUACUCCUCACCAAUGUCCUGAGCCAAAACAGAGGCGGCAAGCGCCAAUAAACUUUACCUCAAGGCUAAACCGCAGGGCAUCAUUUCCAAAGUAUGGAGGGGUGGAUGGCGGAUGCUUUGAUAGGCACCUUAUCUUUAGCAGAUUCCGUCCUAUUUCAGUGUUCCGGGAAGCCAAUGAAGAUGAGAGUGGCUUCACCUGCUGUGCAUUCUCAGCACGGGAGCGGUUCCUGAUGCUUGGCACCUGCACAGGGCAGCUGAAGCUCUAUAAUGUGUUUAGUGGACAGGAGGAGGCCAGCUAUAACUGUCACAACUCAGCCAUCACACAUCUUGAACCUUCCAGGGAUGGGUCCUUGCUGCUGACAUCUGCUACUUGGAGCCAGCCUUUGUCUGCACUUUGGGGAAUGAAGUCAGUAUUUGAUAUGAAGCAUUCCUUCACAGAAGAUCACUAUGUUGAGUUCAGUAAGCACUCCCAGGAUCGGGUCAUUGGCACAAAAGGAGACAUUGCCCACAUUUAUGAUAUUCAGACUGGCAACAAGCUGUUGACUCUGUUUAACCCAGAUCUUGCCAACAACUACAAGAGGAACUGUGCCACCUUUAAUCCUACAGAUGAUCUUGUCUUAAAUGAUGGCGUCCUCUGGGAUGUCCGCUCUGCACAGGCCAUCCACAAGUUUGACAAGUUCAAUAUGAACAUCAGUGGUGUUUUCCAUCCGAACGGACUGGAGGUGAUCAUUAAUACUGAGAUUUGGGACCUUCGGACUUUUCAUCUUUUGCAUACUGUCCCCGCUCUGGAUCAGUGUCGCGUGGUGUUCAAUCACACGGGAACAGUGAUGUAUGGAGCUAUGUUGCAGGCAGAUGAUGAAGAUGACUUAAUGGAAGAGAGGAUGAAAAGCCCCUUUGGGUCAUCCUUCCGAACAUUUAAUGCAACUGACUACAAACCUAUAGCAACCAUUGAUGUGAAACGGAACAUCUUUGACCUGUGUACAGACACCAAAGACUGCUAUCUUGCUGUCAUUGAGAAUCAAGGCAGCAUGGAUGCCCUGAACAUGGACACAGUAUGCAGGCUGUAUGAAGUGGGCAGGCAGCGUCUGGCAGAGGAUGAGGAUGAAGAGGAGGACCAGGAAGAGGAAGAACAGGAGGAAGAAGAUGAUGAUGAAGAUGAUGAUGACACCGAUGAUUUAGAUGAGCUUGACACUGACCAGUUGCUGGAGGCGGAGUUGGAGGAGGACGACAAUAAUGAGAACGCAGGGGAAGAUGGGGACAAUGACUUCUCUCCCUCUGAUGAGGAGCUAGCAAAUCUUCUAGAGGAGGGAGAGGACGGGGAGGAUGAAGACUCUGAUGCAGAUGAGGAAGUGGAACUGAUCCUGGGGGACACUGACAGCUCUGACAACUCUGAUUUGGAAGAUGAUAUCAUCUUAUCUCUGAAUGAGUGAGGAGCCAUCACUGCUUGGAAGAGAUUCUUGGCAGUGGGGUGUGUCCCUUUUUUGCAGCUCUAGCCAGGCCAUAGAGAAGACGCCUUCCAGGAGAGGCAGGGAGAGCAUGUUCUGCCCACAUAGAGCACUCCAGGGAGGAAAGUAUCUUAUACUCACAGUGUCUGCCCCUGCCCUGUAGCUCUCUCAUGGGGAGGGCCUGUUUUUGUAAGGGUAAUGUGGAGAGAGGAGAGGUCAGGGCUUUGUCCCCUGUGGACGCAGCUCUCUGUUCUCAUGUUCUGGAUCCAGCAGGCUGCUCCCAAGUACAGAUUUGGUGGAACUCGAAAGGGAGGUAUUCUGGGAAGUUUUGGAGGAUGGAGUUGGCAAAGCUAAGGAGUGAAAGCAUUUUGGCCGUCUAUGUAGCUGGGGCAAUGGCCACUAAUGUUUUCUGAAAGGGAUUGUGACAGUGGACUUGAGCAUCCUGGCAGGUUAGGGGUAGUGGAGCUUGGUCUGCAUUUGUAGAAAGAUACUUCAGAGGCCCCUAAAAUUGGCCUGUGGUUAAAAUGUGUAACCGCCAGGCAAAGUACCAGGGAUUUCCACCUUUUCACUCACCCACCCCACCCUGUUUUCCUUCCCACAAUAAAUAGAAGACCAUAGUCUCUUUCUUCCUUUGAUUUUGCCCACAUAACAGCAGCUCAGUUUGUUACAUAGGUAUUAUCCAGCUAAAGUGACUUCUCUCCCUUAACAGAGAAGAGGGAACAAAUUUGGUUGUGAAGUAAACAAGAAAACACAAGAUGGCUAAAACUCUCCAAGGGCAGGUAAAGCCCUGCUGGGCUCAGAAGCACUAUAGAAUUUGCUGUACAUACUGAAGUGGGUCUGUGUCACACAGGUAUUUCUUAGUCCUCUGGAGAGCAGAGAACUCACUCAGCUCUUCUGCUUCAUGCCUCACUUUAAUGGUAGUUAACACUUAACCAGUGGAAUAGUCUGACUGCUGGUACUGAUGGCAUCAGAAGAAAACAGGUUAACAAUCAAGAAGUAGUGAAAGCACUAUGUUCUAGUCAUUAACUCAACGGAGCCAGUCUCAACUCUGCUGGGAGCACCCACAGGUCUCUAAGGGGGAGAAAGGGACUAUAAUAGGAAGGCAGAAUUCAGGUUGGCUUGGCAACACACCCUCAGGAACAUGUGCUAAGGGGCUAAGGAAGCAUCAGCUGUCUUCCUUAUUCUACCAGGGCUGAAAAUUGGAGUCACUUAGGAGGCAGCAUGAGAACAGUGGCACACCACCAGUGAGGCAGAUGUUGCCUUCUUGUCUUUAAGCAACACGUUAGACAAGGCCUGAAGCCCGGGUGGGGGCACUGGAUGCCUGAAGUAAGAGUUUCCUCACUGAGGCAGUCUCAUAAAAUCACCAGGACAUUGACCACCUGACCGCCCCUAACUAGUGCUGGCCAAGGCCUGAGAGUUCACAGAACCUGCUAGGUCUUAAGAGCGAAAGGAAGGAAGUGGUUGAGGGCCAGGAAAGAGAAGGAAUGCCAUGCCAGGGUGUUACUCCUCACCAAAACUUACUUACUUGGCAGUUCUUUUUGGGGCCAUGGGACACCUUUCUCUGAAGAGGGGUUGGAUAAGGCAAAGGUUGAAGUGUCUUCAGGCACGUUUUCUAGCAUGUUUCCUUUUACUUGGUUCUGUCUCAGAAAGCUGGGAGGUAGAUUCUUCCGGGUCCUGAGUACCUGCUUCAUGAAGGAAGAUGAUUGAUAGGCAGCCCAGAGUUUUGGACUUACAUACCAAGGCAGCUCUGGCCUGUUACUCAGGCGUUUGUUGGAGAGCUGCAGGAAAAACACUGCAGUGUGCCUUCAACAAGACCCACUCCUGUUUCUGGCGGUACCAGCUACCCUGGAAUGGUGGCGUGUCCUGCUGUACCCAACUGACUGACUUGCUUAGGUACCUGGCAGCUGUGACCACAGCUCAAGUAAAAACAGGCAAAUAAACAUGCUUAACAUGUC